AUGUAUUGCUUUUUUAAAACCACAACAACAACCAAAAGAAGUUUUCUUGAACUCUAACCUAUGGUUUCCUAGUUGCAACAACAUGAAGUCCUAGCAAUACAGUAUGCAGAACAUCUGAGAAAUUAAAUUAUGUUCGGCAACUUUUAAUUAAUUCCAACUUAUAUUUAAACUUUCUUUAACAACUUGAGGCCAAUCCUAAAUAGACAAUCAUUCUUCCAUCCUUAAUUCGAAUAUCAACCAAUUGUAAGCAACUCUUAAUUGAAGUCUCCAUAAAAUAGUUAAGAAGCUUUUGAAGUAGAUUACUUAAUGUUAUUAUACACAUUCUGUUGUGAAUCUUUGUGUCAUUCAUUUGAGCAAAUCAAAAAUAUUAGAUAGGCAAUUAUUGAAGACAGAUUACCGAAUCCUAACGAUGUAGCCUACAUUCUUGAAAAAUUGAAAGCAGCAUACGCUUUGAUCAAACAUGCCCAAGUGAAUUCAAAUUCACUACUACCGAACUUACGUAAUCAAAGGCCUUAAGAAUUUAAAGAAUUUACAGAAAAAUUUCCUUUUAGAUUUAAUACUUACAUUAUUGUGAUGACAAACUUAAUCUAUUUUGAAAAAUUGAGGGAAACGAAUAAUUAUUAGAAUUUGAUUAGGCGAUAAAAUUUAUGUGGUACAAUGGUAAAUAUGUUAAUAUAAUUUGGGAAUUUAUACGACGAUCGAUUAGGAUAGUACUUAUAUUACUUAUCAUUCUACCUAAAAUGCCUAGGUUACAAAUGUAUAAUUGAUAGGUACGAGUACCAAAUUUAAUAAAAUGAUUAUGCAGAGAAAAGUUAUACUGUUAUGAGUUAAGAAAUCCUAGAAAUAAGUUCAGAAAUUAAAAACAUUUGUUAAAUAAUAUUAGUGACAAGGGAUUUGAAUGAAGAUUAUAUGGAUGUAUUCAAAAUAUAGGCGGAAAGAUGGAUUCAAUUUUCAGAUACUCAAGUUAGAGUUUAUUCAGGCACUAAAAGAAAUCAAUAAAUAAUCUAUACUAAUGAUUCGAUUUUACUAAACUCUGGCCAUUUUAAUUGUUUGGAUUGAUUAAUUAUGAGAUGUUACUCAAUAAUUCUAUUUUU
This is a messenger RNA of Paramecium tetraurelia, 1094 nucleotides long. RefSeq lists its product as uncharacterized. The transcript has 4 exons. The record is from RefSeq and is a predicted model, not a curated record. Lineage: Eukaryota; Ciliophora; Oligohymenophorea; Peniculida; Parameciidae.